UGCUUCCGCUGCGACGGCGAUGACCGCGUCGAUCAUGAUCCUCGUCCUCGUGCCUGCAGCCUCCCCGGAUAAGAUACUCAUAGGUGCCAUUUUCGAGCAAGGCACCGACGAGGUCCAGUCGGCAUUCAAGUUUGCGAUGCUCAACCACAACCAAAACGGGACUGGUCGUCGAUUCGAGCUACUCGCCUUCGUCGACGUCAUCAACACUGCUGACGCCUUCAAGCUCUCCCGCCUGAUUUGCACCCAGUUCAACAGAGGCGUCUACUCCAUGCUGGGAGCCGUCAGCCCGGACUCCUUCGACACCCUCCACUCUUACAGCAACACCUUCCAGAUGCCGUUCGUCACGCCGUGGUUUCCGGAGAAGGUACUGACGCCGUCUUCGGGGUUCCUGGACUUCGCCAUAAGCAUGCGGCCAGAUUACCAUCGGGCGAUCAUCGAUACCGUCCGGUAUUACGGCUGGAAGAAAAUCAUCUACCUCUACGACUCCCACGACGGACUCCUGAGACUGCAGCAGAUAUAUCAGAGCUUGCGGCCAGGAAACGAGUCCUUCCAGGUGGAGACGGUGAAGAGGAUACAGAACAUGUCGGAGGCAAUCGACUUCCUAAAAAGCCUGGAGGACCUCAAUCGGUGGACGAACAAAUACGUCGUCCUGGACUGCCCGACGGACAUGGCGAAGGACAUCGUCGUGAGCCACGUCAGGGACGUGGCACUAGGCAAAAGGACGUACCACUACCUCCUCAGCGGACUGAUAAUGGACGACCGCUGGGAGAGCGAGGUGAUCGAGUACGGUGCCAUCAACAUCACAGGGUUUCGCAUUGUGGACGCCACUCGACGCCACGUCAAGGACUUCCUCGACGGCUGGCGUCGCCUCGACCCCGCGAAGUGGCAAGGCGCAGGUCGCGAAUCCAUUUCCGCUCAGGCGGCGCUCAUGUACGACGCGGUCUUCGUCCUGGUGGAGGCGUUCAAUAAGUACCUCAGGAAGAAGCCAGACCGCAGCAACGUGAGACGAACGGGAGUUCCCGGGGGGAACCAGCCAGGAAAUGCAUCUCGUACCCUGGACUGCAACACCAGCCAAGGAUUGGUGACCCCCUGGGACCAGGGCGACAAAGUUCUGAAAAUCCUGCGGAAGGUGGAGAUCGAAGGACUCACUGGGGAGAUUCGCUUCAAGGAUGAUGGUCGACGACAGAAUUACACUCUUCAUGUCGUCGAGAUGACGGUCAACAGUGCCAUGGUGAAGGUCGCAGAGUGGACCGACGAGGGUGGGUUCCAGGCAAUAGCAGCGAAGUACGUGAGGCUGCGACCCCCUUCGGAGAUAGAGAAGAACAGGACUUACGUGGUGACCACCAUUGUUGAGGAGCCGUACAUCAUGAUGCGGAAGCCGGAUGUCGGGGAAACGCUGACCGGGAACGACCGCUUCGAGGGGUACUGCAAGGAUUUGGCGGAGCUGAUCGCCAAGAAGCUGGGCAUCAACUACGAAUUGCGGAUCGUGCGAGACGGGAAGUACGGUACCGAAAACCCGGACGUUCCUGGCGGCUGGGACGGGAUGGUCGGCGAACUCAUUAGGAAGGAAGCCGACAUCGCGAUCGCUCCCAUCACCAUCACCUCGGAGCGCGAACGAGUGAUUGACUUCAGCAAGCCCUUCAUGUCCCUUGGGAUCAGCAUCAUGAUAAAGAAGCCGGUUAAACAGAAACCGGGAGUCUUCAGCUUCCUGAAUCCUCUCAGCAAGGAGAUCUGGGUGUGCGUCAUCUUCUCCUACAUCGGCGUCUCCAUCGUCCUCUUCAUCGUCUCCAGAUUCUCGCCUUACGAGUGGAGGGUCCUGCAGAUCAGUGGAUCGGCGGAUCCCUCCAUGGGGAGCAGGGGGGAUCCUGGGAUGCAGCAUCCCCAUGGACCACAGGGAUCCCCCCAGACCCCUCAUUCCAGCAUGGCGAACGAUUUCAGCAUCUUGAACAGUCUAUGGUUCUCCUUGGGAGCUUUUAUGCAACAGGGGUGUGACAUCUCUCCUCGGUCGAUUUCCGGUAGAAUAGUCGGCAGCGUUUGGUGGUUCUUCACCCUGAUUUUAAUUUCCUCGUACACUGCCAAUUUGGCAGCGUUCCUCACCGUCGAGCGAAUGGUGACGCCGAUCAACUCGCCGGAAGAUUUGGCAGCGCAGACGGAAGUGCAGUACGGCACGCUAUACCACGGAUCGACGUGGGACUUCUUCAGGAGGUCGCAGAUAUCGCUUUACAGCAAAAUGUGGGAAUUCAUGAACUCAAGGAAACACGUUUUCGUGCGCACCUACGACGAAGGCAUCCGAAGGGUGAGGACGAGUAAAGGGAAGUACGCCCUGCUGAUCGAGAGUCCAAAAAACGAUUAUAUCAACGAAAGGGAACCAUGUGACACCAUGAGAGUGGGUUCGAAUUUGGACUCGAAGGGCUUUGGGGUUGCCACCCCCCUGGGCUCGCCCCUGAGGGAUGGGAUCAACCUGGCGGUGCUGUCUCUUAAGGAAAAUGGAGAACUGGCGAAAUUGGUUAAUCGAUGGUGGUUCGAUCGGACGGAGUGUAAGCAUCGAGACAAGCAAGACGCCUCCAGGAACGAGUUAUCGCUCAGCAACGUUGCUGGGAUAUUUUACAUCCUGAUCGGUGGCCUUCUGCUCGCCCUGGCAGUAGCACUUCUCGAAUUUUGCUACAAAUCGCACACGGAAGCGACCAGGGCGAAGAUUCCGUUGUCGGAUGCCAUGAAGGCGAAAGCCCGACUAACGAUCGGUGGUGGUCGAGAUUUCGACAACGGACGGUGGUACGGACUGCAGAGUUAGACGGAGGAUGCAUGCGCCUCUCCCGGGACCAUAUUACUACGCUCCAGC
Molecule: messenger RNA, 2839 nt
Organism: Orussus abietinus
Lineage: Eukaryota; Metazoa; Arthropoda; Insecta; Hymenoptera; Orussidae
Gene: GluRIB
Product: glutamate receptor 1
Exons: 20
Coding region: 20-2791 (923 amino acids)
Biological process (GO): synaptic transmission, glutamatergic; modulation of chemical synaptic transmission
Cellular component (GO): postsynaptic membrane; plasma membrane
Molecular function (GO): transmitter-gated monoatomic ion channel activity involved in regulation of postsynaptic membrane potential; glutamate-gated receptor activity
Source: RefSeq, a predicted model, not a curated record